AUGGUCAGGCCAGGCUGUCCGGUCAUUCUGCUCCACCUCUUCAGCAUCUUUGUACAGACAGGAGCUAGUACUCAGGAUAUCAUGUAUCCGUAUGGACCCGGCCACAGGGAUCUAGAGACCCCGAAGAUGGAUGAUGGGAGUUCUCCUGAAAUUACUGUGCUCAUUCACUUCAUAUUCUUCAACGUUCCCUACCGUUCCAUCUAUGUCAACAACAAUGGAGUGGUCUCCUUCAACGUGCAGGUUAGCCAGUUUACACCAGAGGCUUUUCCCCUGAGUGACAGCAGAUCAUUCAUUGCUCCACUUUGGGCAGAUGUGCACAACGGCAUCCGCGGAGACGUGUACUACCGAGAGUCCACCGAGCCGGAAAUACUGGAGAGGGCAACGCAAGAUGUCCGGAAGUACUUCAAAAACAUGGCUACCUUCACAGCCUCCUGGGUCUUUAUUGCAACAUGGCACCAAGUCACCUUCUACGGAGGAAGCCAGACGACUCCGGUGAACACCUUCCAAACUGUACUAAUCUCAGACGGUGCAGCGUCCUUCAGCAUGUUCAACUAUGGAGAAAUCACAUGGAGCACAGGAACUGCCAGUGGUGGAGAUCCUUUAACGGGACUGGGCGGGACAACAGCUCAGUCAGGUUUUAAUGGUGGAGACAUUGGUCACUUCUUCAACCUGCCAGGAUCGCGGUCAAAUGAUGUUGUGAACAUUGAACAGACCACCAAUGUGAACACGCCUGGGCGCUGGUUCUUCCGCGUAGACACAGAACUGAUAGAUCCUGCCAAUGGCUGCAGCUACAAUGGACGGUUCUACAGACGAGGGGAAAUCUUCUGGCUGUCUGACCAGUGUUCACAACGAUGCCGCUGCCUUGACAUUGACAAUGAGGUGCAGUGCCAAGAGGCUCCUUGCGGGCAGCUGGAGACCUGCGAGCAGCAGGAGGGGGCCUUUUACUGCCAGCCAACCCGGACCAGCACUUGUGUGGUAUUUGGCGACCCUCAUUACCACACCUUCGACGGCUUCCUCUAUCACUUCCAGGGAACCUGCUCCUACCUGCUGGCUCGGCCCUGCUGGGAGGUUGCGGGGCUGCCCUUCUUCAGCGUGGAGGCCAAAAAUGAGAACCGUGGAGUCGCCUCUGUUUCUUGGCUUCGAGAUGUCACGGUGGAGGUGUAUGGUCACCGAGUCAUGCUGCCCAAAGGCAGCUUUGGGACAGUCCAGGUGGAUGGCUUGAUGAAGACUUUACCGGUUCAACUCCAGCUCGGUGCUGUCAGGGUAUAUCAGUCUGGCGUUGCCGUUGCUUUAGAAACAGACUUUGGACUCUUGGUAACCUAUGACGGCCAACACUAUGCAUCCAUCUCUCUACCCAGCUCCUACUUCAACAACACUUGUGGCCUUUGUGGUAACUAUAACGAUGACCCUGCUGAUGAUCCUGUGCUUCCUGACGGCUCUCUGGCAGAAAGCGUAGUGGAGUUGGGGGGCAGCUGGCGUGCAGAGGACACUGACUGGAGGUGUACAGAUGGCUGCGCCCAGAACUGCAGUGUGUGUGACCCUUAUACAGAAGCCUUCUACUUUCGCUCAGACUACUGCGGGCUCAUCAACAAAACCGAUGGACCUUUUAGGGACUGCAGAGCUGUAGUGGACCCUACAGCCUUUGUAUAUAGCUGUGUAUAUGACAUGUGCAGCAACAGGGAUAAUAUCACCACACUGUGCCAGGCCAUCCAGGCCUAUGCUCUGGCCUGUCAGGCCCUGGGGGUCACAAUACGACCCUGGAGAUCUCGAACCUUCUGCGCUUUGUCAUGUCCGGAGUUCAGCCAUUACCAAGUGUGCACAAGUGCCUGCCCAGCCUCCUGCUCGGACCUCACCGCCCCGCUGUAUUGUGCUCACCCUUGCACCGAGGGCUGCCAGUGCGACCAAGGCUACGUUCUCAGCGGCAGCCGUUGUGUGCAGCGUGAAGACUGUGGCUGUGAGCAUAACGGCCUCUAUUACCCACUUAAUAACACUUUCUGGGCAGGCCCCAGAGGCGAGGAAGGUGAAUGUACCCUCCGCUGCAACUGCGGCCCUGCUGGGGAAGUUUCCUGUUUCAACGCCUCCUGUAAGGAGGGUGAGGUGUGUGUGGCGGAAGUGGGCUUGCUGGGCUGCUACCCACGGAGGGAGGGAGUGUGCUCAAUAACCCAGAACUCAGUGACAUCCUCCUUUGAUGGCACCUUCCUGCUGUUCCCAGAUGACAGCUCCUACUACCUGCUGAAGCUUUGUGCAUCAGUGCCAGCUAAUGGAUCAGUGGUGGAGGUGAAGAUGGGCCGGCGGCUGGUGAACAAAGGCCCCUCUUGGAAAAGACCUGUGGUGGUUACAGUAGCUAACGUGGAAGCUCAGAUGGGAGGGAUAGAUUUUGAUACUGUAAAGGUGAAUGGCGAACCAGUGGGGCUCCCAUACGUCCAUCCAAUGGAGACAGUGAUGAUCUACAGAGCACCGGGCAAUGCUACAGUGGUGGAGUCCCGCGGUCUGCUUCGUGUGCACUACACACGGCAGGGAUUUCUCAACAUCUCCCUCUCCACCCUCUUCUACAAUGUCACUUGUGGUCUAUGUGGCGUCUUCAAUAGCAAUUCCAGUGAUGACCUCCGCCUUCCAAAUGGACGCCUGGCGGAGUCUGCUGAACAGUUCACAGAGGGCUGGCGGUCCAUUGCUGAUGACCUCACCUGUAAUGGCGACUGUGAUGACCUGUAUCGAAUGUGCACAGACCUGCGACUCUACCAGAGUCCUUGGAUGUGUGGCAACAUCAACGACCCGGGGAAUAGUUCAUUUCUGGCGUGUCACGCGGUGGUCAACCCCUCACCGUUCUUCAGGAACUGCUUGUAUAACAUGUGCGUGAAGGAAGGGAAUCGCUCAGCCCUGUGUUCCUCACUGCAGGCGUAUGCCACCGCCUGUCAGGAUGCACAAGUGGGCCUCGCCUCCUGGAGGAGUGCCACCAACUGCCCUCUUCCCUGUCCAGAGAACAGUCAUUUUGAUGAAUGCACCAGCGCCUGCCCUCUGACCUGCACCAACCUGUAUGAACCCGAAGAGCCAUGCCCCCUGCCGUGCCAGGAGGGGUGUCAGUGCGAGGAAGGCUUCGUGCUGCGCGAUGGCCUGUGUGUGGCACGCAGCGACUGUGGCUGCAUGAGCCACGGCCGCCAGCUGGCCACUAAUCAGACUUUCUGGAUGGACUGGGAGUGCCAGGAGCGCUGUUACUGCAAUGGCUCUGACAACAGUGUAUACUGUCAGCUCGCGCCCUGUCACCUUGAGGAGUACUGCCAGGAGAACGACGGCCUGUAUUUCUGCCAGCCGCGCACUGAGGCCCUGUGUGUGGCGGCCGGUUACGGACAUUUUCUGCCGUUUGGGGGCGUGCCAUUUGAGCUGCAGAGCUCUUGUACUCUCAGGAUGGCCACCACCAACUGUGGGAGAGACAGCAGGGACCCCGCGACCAUCAGCAGAACCUUUCCCCAGUUUAAAUUGGCAGCUCGUAAUGAGGAAAGGGACACAGGCCAGGCAAUCUGGGUGAGGGGGUUUGUACUGGAGGUCUACAACUAUGAGAUUGAGGUGUCUCGAAGCUAUAAAAACACUGUCACGGUGAAUAAGGAGCGUCUGUACCUUCCUCUGAAGCUGGGUCCAGGGAAGGUCAACAUCUUCACGUUGGGCAUGCAGCUCAUUCUGGAGACAGAUUUUGGCCUGAAGGUGGCCUUCGACUGGAACACUCUUCUCUUGUUGACUUUGCCCCGUGACCUCUACAACGCCUCCUGCGGCCUCUGCCAGGGCAUGCCCUUAUCCCCGCCCACCCUCACCACGACCGACUGGGGCAUGGCCUGGGCGGAGAGGGACACCUUCUGCCAGGUGGGCUGUGGAGACUCCUGCCCUCGCUGCGGCCUGGGAGAGAAAAGCGUGCCGAAUGACGCCCCUCUCAUGGUGGCUGACGGCAACACAAACAUUGGCACGGACGACGGAGCGAGUGAAGUCAACACAGGCAUACGUUUCCACAUUGGAGAUGGACUGUAUGUGUUCGUGGAGCCUGAAGCCGUGAGGCUGUGUGGGCUGAUUGUGGACCGAGGAGGCGUGUUUGCACGUUGUCACAGUAAGGUGGCGCCAGCGUUCUUUUACCAAAGCUGCCUGCAGGACACCUGUUUGGACCAGGGAGCCCAGGAUACAAUCUGUAACUGGCUGCAGAUAUAUGCCAGCACCUGUCAGACCCAAGGAGUGCCAGUUACCGGCUGGAGGAGUGACACGCCGUGUGUCCAGAGCUGUCCACCUAACAGCCAUUACUCCAGCUGCACGUCGGUCUGCCCGCCCCAGUGCGCCCCAGCCCGCGGCCAGAGGGACUGCAGCCAGGACUGCGUGGAAGGCUGCCAGUGUGACCAGGGCUACGUGCUCAACGGCAAGAGCUGCAUCCUGCCUCAGAACUGUGGCUGCUACACGGAUGGCAAGUACUAUGAGCCCAAGCAGCUGUUUUGGAACAGCGACUGUACGAAACGCUGCCAGUGCAUCGGGCGGAACCUGAUCCAGUGCGACCCGCGACGCUGUAAGGCGGAGGAAGAGUGCACCCUGCGGCACGGCGUGCGGGGUUGCUUUGCACGGCGCUCGCAGCACUGCGUGGCCUCUGGCGGCGGGGUUUUCAGGACCUUCGAUGGGGCAUCGCUGCGGCUCCCGGCCUCCUGCUCCUUCGUCUUGUCCACAAACUGCCACAAGCUGCCCGACCUCUCCUUCCAGCUCAUCGCUAACUUUGACAAAUGGAGCACACCCAACCUCACGACCAUCUCUCAUGUCUACCUUUACCUCAACGAGGAGAACAUACUCAUAUCUGGCAGCACCGUCAAGGUCAAUGGGACGCCAGUAUCAGUACCUUUUCUAACUGGGCUGAUGACUCGUCUGUCCACAUCCGAAGGUUUCAUCGUCAUCGACACACCCCAGGACAUCCAGAUCCGAUACAACCACUUUAACACCCUCAGCAUCACAAUGGGCCAGCGGCUUCAGAACAAAGUGUGCGGCCUCUGUGGGAAUUUCAACGGAGACCCCAGCGACGACUACAUCACCUCCAGGGGAAAGCCGGCUGUCAGCGCCCUGGAGCUGGCCCAGAGCUGGAAGACCAACGGUAUGCAGAACAGUUGUGAUGAAACCCAGUACGUGGCUCUGGCUCAGUCCUGCGACAACACGGCGGUGGCGGCGCUGCAAGGUGAAGAUGCCUGUCUGAAGCUCACCCAGCUGAAGGGCUUCUUCCAGCCGUGCCACGGUCUGCUGGACCCCCGGCCCUUCUACCAGUCCUGCUACCUGGACGGCUGCUAUAAUCACCGCAAGGCUCAGGUCUGUGGCUCGCUGGCAGCCUACGCGGAGGCCUGCCGCUCCCUGGGCACCCUCACCACCAAGUGGAUCACCCAAGAAAACUGCUCAGAAUGGAUCUACGACCCCUGUGCAGGAGAGAUCUGCACAAACUUCACCUGUGAGCUGGAGAACGGAGGCGACCUGUGUGGAUGUCCGGAGUUACCCACCAGCACCGGAGCAGAUGAUGACAUUAUCCAGGCGGAGGUGACCUGUAAACACGCUCAGAUGGAGGUCUCCAUCUCCAAGUGUAAACUCUUCCAGCUGGGCUUUGAACGGGAGGACGUCCGGAUCAACGACGAGCACUGCGCCGGCAUCGAGGGGGAGGACUUCAUCUCCUUCCACAUCAACAACACGAAGGGACACUGCGGCUCCAUCGUCCAGUCGAACGGCACGCACAUCAUGUACAAGAACACCGUGUGGAUAGAGAGUGUGAACAACACCGGGAACGUCAUCACCAGAGAUAAGACCAUCAACGUGGAGUUUUCCUGCGCCUACGAGCUGGACCUGAAGAUCUCGCUGGAGACCGUCCUCAGGCCCAUGCUCAGUGUGAUAAACCUCACCUUACCGACCCAGGAGGGAAACUUCAUCACCAAGAUGGCUCUGUAUAAGAACUCCUCGUACCGCCACCCGUACAGGGAGGGGGAGGUGGUGCUCAGCACGCGAGACAUCCUCUUCGUGGGCGUGUUUGUGGAGGGGGCGGAUGAAAACCAGCUCAUCCUCAUAGUGAACAUGUGCUGGGCCACGCCGUCCCGCUACAGCAGCGACCGCCUCCGCUACAUCAUCAUAGAGAGAGGGUGUCCCAACAUUAAGGACAACACCAUCGGCAUGGCAGAGAACGGCGUGUCGCUCACCUGCCGCUUCCACGUCACGGUCUUCAAGUUCAUCGGCGAUUACGACGAGGUCCACCUCCACUGUGACGUUUCCCUGUGCGACUCCGAGACGAACGCCUGCAAAGUGAACUGUCCACACAAGAGGAGAAUGUACUCAGAGGACAGUGACCAUAAAGAGCACAUACUGAGUGUCGGACCCAUAAGAAGGAGAGAAUCAGACUGGUGUGAGGAGAACAAUGGAGGCUGCGAGCAGAUCUGCACCAGUAAGACGACUGGACCGGUCUGCAGCUGCGUGACUGGGAUGCUGCAACGAGAUGGAAAAAGCUGCCGGACUGUGAGCUCGAGCUGUAAACCGGCACCUCUGCUUUCUCUGCUGAGCGUCAGCGCUGUCAUCUUCAUCUUCCUGGCUCGUCCUCAUCCUCUCCUCUCCUAACAGGCCGUGAGCGACGGAAGGCAACACAUGAAAAACAUGAAACACAGAAAAGACUUGAAGAUGCACAAAGUAUCAGCGUUUAUUAGCCAGUAGAUCAGCCGUCACGAGUGCUAGACAGAAUCCAGAGCGAGUCCACAUAUCCUGCUGCAACCGAAGGGAACUGAACCAGAAACGUCCGUCAGCCUUUUAGACGCGUGGACCGCCGAUCCUGCAGGCUCGC
This is a messenger RNA of Chelmon rostratus (copperband butterflyfish), 6814 nucleotides long. It is a transcript of the gene tecta, whose product is annotated as tectorin alpha. Bases 1 to 6594 code for a protein of 2197 amino acids. Gene Ontology annotation, molecular function: protein binding. Lineage: Eukaryota; Metazoa; Chordata; Actinopteri; Chaetodontiformes; Chaetodontidae. The transcript is spliced from 23 exons. The record is from RefSeq and is a predicted model, not a curated record. Gene Ontology annotation, biological process: cell-matrix adhesion.